CGUUUCUCUUUCCGUCUAAAAAUACUACUGUUUAUACAAUUAAGCCGAAAUUAUACAAGAUUAUACUUAUCUCAUCUCCUAAUUCAUCAUUUGCUAGUGUCAUUGAAACCAACAAUAAAAACAGUCGUGUGCAUCACUGUACAGAAAUGUUUUUUGACUUGGUGGGCGUCUCCGUAGCUUUCUUAACCAUCCUCUUUGCUUACUUCAAAUGGCGCUACCAGUACUGGGGGCGAAAAAACGUCCCUUUCCUCCCUCCUACAAUCCCUUUUGGCAAUUCUAACAUUUUCCGGCGUAAGGAAAACGGUGCUGUGCGUUUUAAAAAAUUCUACGACGAAAUGAAAUCCCAAGGGUGGAAACACGGAGGUCUCUACACCAUCCUCACACCCAGCUAUCUCGUGAUCGACUUGGACUAUUUGAAAAAUAUUAUGACCAAAGAUUUCGAGUAUUUCACCGAUCGUGGGUUUUACUACAACGAGAAGGACGACCCUCUUAGUGCCCAUUUGUUCGCAAUCGGGGGGCAAAAGUGGCGAAGCUUGCGAAGCAAACUAACCCCGACUUUCACCGCCGGAAAAAUCAAAAUGGUGUUUAAAAUUUUCGUCGAGUGUGGAAAAAUCAUAGAACACACUUUGGAACACCACGCACAAAACAAGACCUGCUUUGAUGUCAAAGAAAUGUUCUCGUCUUAUAGCACCGACGUCAUCGUCAAUUGUGCUUUUGGGGUCGAAGUUGACCGAUUGAAAAAAACCGAGUUUAAGAAAUACUCGCAAAGGGCACUUGAUUUCAACACGAGGAGAUGCAUUGUCAUGUAUUUGGGGGCUGUUUUUCCGAAAUUGUGCCGGAAAUUGGGYUUCAGACAAAUCACCAAGUCAGCAGGUGAUUUUUUUAUCAACAUUGUCASAAAUACGGUUGAGUUUCGGGAAAAAACCAACACCAUCAGGAAUGAUUUCUUGCAACUUUUGAUCAACUUGAAGAAUGAUAAUAGUGACGAUUGGGGGCAGUUUAGCAUAGAAGAAGUGGCUGCACAAUGCUUCAUUUUCUUUCUGGCGGGUUUUGAGACCUCGGCGACGACUAUGUCUUUUGCUUUGUACGAAAUUGCAGCCAAUCCYCACGUUUAUGAGAAAAUUAUGGCCGAAAUGAAGCAAGUUCUUGAUAAAAAUAACGGCGAAAUGACUCAUGAUGCUAUCAAAGAAAUGACUUAUCUUGGACAAGUUGUUGAUGAAACUUUAAGAAUUCAUUCGCCGGCUUAUGCCGUCUCAAGGACGUGCACACAAGACUACCACAUUCCUGAAACCAAUAUUGUGUUAAAGAAAGGUUUCCAAGUGUUAAUUCCUAUUAGGGGGAUACAUAGUGAUCCGGAGUUUUACCCGGAGCCGGAAAAAUUUAAACCGGAACGGUUUCAUCCAGAUAAUAGGCAAAAUAUUGAGCCGUAUAGUUAUCUCCCGUUUGGGGAAGGUCCGCGAAUUUGUAUUGGGUUGCGGUUUGGUCACAUGGAAGUCAAGACAGCCUUAGCUGUGGCCUUGAGAAAGUAUAAGUUUAGUGUCAGUUCGAAAACUAAAGUUCCGUUUCAACCAAAUCCGAAGAGUUUGUUGUUUGAUGUCCAGGGAGGAAUUUGGUUGAAUUGUGAAAGAAUCUCUUAAAUUACAAAAAAUACUUAUAAUAUUUAUAAGUAUUUCUCUUAAAGUCAACCGAGGUUUUUAGAACCUUUUUCAGAUUUGUUUUGUUUUGAGUUAAUAAAUUUCUUCCAAAUAAAAAAUA
Tribolium madens (black flour beetle) is the source of this 1755-nucleotide messenger RNA. RefSeq names its product cytochrome P450 6a8-like. The transcript has 5 exons. The coding region runs from base 147 to 1637 and encodes 496 amino acids. Gene Ontology annotation, molecular function: oxidoreductase activity, acting on paired donors, with incorporation or reduction of molecular oxygen; iron ion binding; heme binding. Lineage: Eukaryota; Metazoa; Arthropoda; Insecta; Coleoptera; Tenebrionidae. The record is from RefSeq and is a predicted model, not a curated record.